Molecule: messenger RNA, 2139 nt
Organism: Leptosia nina
Lineage: Eukaryota; Metazoa; Arthropoda; Insecta; Lepidoptera; Pieridae
Source: the annotation of a GenBank genome assembly
AUGAAUCCAGGAGCUCUCGUUUUGUUCCUGGUAAUGGCACCAUCUGUCCUCUGCGAGUGCCCCCUGAACAAGAUACACAACUUGGGCACCUGCGUUUACAAUUUACACUGCUUCCACAACGUAACUAGCAAGGGUUUGCUUAGAGAGUGCCUUGGCUCCACAAACCACGCAGUCAUCGUGGACGUCACCCUCGUCGAUGCUACAGAUAGAUUUGAUACCAGCUCAGAUGUAGAAUUCCUCUCUUUGAUAACAACGCUUAAAGUAUCCGGAAAUUGGCCCGAAACGAACCUCACCUUCCUAGAGAAUAUGUACAGGCUGAAGUCGUUAAAUUUAGCAGAAAACAAUAUUAAGAUCAUAAAUGACAGCCCGUUCCGUCAUCUUAACAGACUAGAAGAUCUCAACUUAUCUAAGAACCAACUCUUUGAUAUCGAGGAAUUGUUCCAGUUCGACUCUUACCCGAACACAGUUAGAAAACUAUGUCUCGCACACAAUUACAUCGAAGAAAUCCCAGGAGAUACCUUUUCUGAACUCACCAAUCUGGUGCACCUCGAUCUAUCUUACAAUUAUAUCACAGAGUUGUCUGAAGAACCAUUCUCGAACUUAACGAACCUGGCGACCUUGAAGUUAAACCACAAUCGUAUACAAAACUUGAACGGCGCGAUGAAUAAUCUUUUAAACUUGAAACACCUGCACUUGGCACACAACAACAUUAAAAACAUAGAAGAAGAGUCGAUCAAGAUCAUUUCCCACCUCGAAACGUUGGACAUUUCCAAGAACCAACUGGAGAAUUUGAAACCGAUAUUGUUUUCGAGACACUGGAUCCAUUUUGGCGAUCAUUCGAUUUGCAAGAUAAUACUUUCAGAUAAUCAUAUUGCGUACGUUCCUAAUGCGACGGUUAUAACAGAGCAAAAGUCUCGACAAAUAAGAAACUCGUUUAGACCGACUAAAAUAAUCGAUGUGUUCACGGAACUUGACCUGUCUCAUAAUUCCAUUACGCACAUAGAAUACAACGCGUUCCAAUCCAUCGUCCAGUUGACCUCCUUGGAUAUAUCGAACAAUAGACUGAUAACAUUUGACGUCAACACGACCGAUCUUCGAUUCGUAAAGUACCUCAAUUUGAGCAAGAACUUUCUCCAAACUCUUCAGUACAGUAGCUUCGCGUCUAUGAUCAACUUGCAAAACCUAGACUUGUCUUUCAAUAAGAUGGACUUUAUUCCGGACCAAUCUCUAAUGAACAAUUAUAGGCUGAAACUCAUGAAUAUGACGUUUAAUGAAAUACUUGAGAUCCGACGUUUAAGAAUAACCUUCGAUCGGGAGGGUGGAGUGCUAGAUCUUUCCAACAAUGGAAUAACUAACUUAAAUCUGCCACCGGGUGAUGCGUACGGUCUGACAUUUCUGAGAUUAAGAUCUAACAAUAUAACAAAGCCGUCACUUAUAAAGCUUAACCAUCAGCCUAAUCUUGCGCAACUUGACAUGAGUAAAAAUCUAAUCGAAGAGCUAGAUUCGGAGUCGUUACAACUGCCGGUGGUGUUGGGCAUUCUUGACCUGACCCAUAACUUGAUACAGAAGAUCGGGCCAUCCUCUUUCCACCGAGUCAGUCAUUUGAAGACUCUUCGUCUGUCCUAUAACAAAAUAACCUCUAUAGAGUAUGGCGCUUUCGAGGGUCUAUCUUCCCUCGUGAAUCUCGACCUGGCUUUUAAUAACAUAUCCCAUUUAGAUUCGAAGACGCUGAUGGACCUAAAACAGCUGAGCGUUCUUUCGCUGCGCAGUAACGAUCUCCUGUAUUUGGAUCAUAGUAGCUGGUUUGCUCAUAAACAAGUGUUGCGAGUGUACUUGGAUGAUAAUAGUUUCUCCUGCGACUGGCUGGCGUUAGCGUUGAGCGACUAUAACAAUGGUUACUCGAAAAUGUGCCCGACUGUACUCAAUACGAAUAUAAAUGGCCAUUCCAUAGAAGGCAUACCGUGCAAGCAAGAAGUUGGUGCAAUCAUGGAUUCUCAACAAAACUACAAUAUAGCUGACGAAAGACUUCUAGUGACCAAUCAGAAAAUCUUGGAGGCCGUUCAGGAACAGACCUCCUUCUUGAGGAAGUACAUGUGGCGUUUCGUUUUGCACGAUGCCGAGAAAAAAAAUAGUAAAUAA